This is a messenger RNA of Tetranychus urticae (two-spotted spider mite), 1054 nucleotides long. Its product is annotated as chymotrypsin-1-like. Gene Ontology annotation, molecular function: serine-type endopeptidase activity. Lineage: Eukaryota; Metazoa; Arthropoda; Arachnida; Trombidiformes; Tetranychidae. The record is from RefSeq and is a predicted model, not a curated record. Gene Ontology annotation, biological process: proteolysis.
UUAGUUUCAAGUUAGACUAAAACUAAUUUGACAGAUCAUUUUCAGAUUUCAUUGGUAACAUUUGAGUUUAAUCGUCUAUUGUUUACGAUUCAAUCAAGAAAGUACAGAAAUGAUCCAAAGUGCAGUUUUGAUGAUUAUUUUAUAUUCAAAUUUCGUAUCAUCGACAGAGGUCGAGGAUCCAACAGAGCUUCAGGAGAAAAUUUAUUGGGGUCAAGAUGUUAAACAAUGGGGUAAAUAUCCUUACUUUUGUUCAAUCCAGUUACCAGAUCGUAAUUACCAAUCGGGAUAUCGUCACUUCUGUGGUGGAGCAUUGGUGGAAAAAAGAAUCGUGAUAACAGCAGCUCAUUGUCUUAACAAUGCCUCACUUAUUAACGACUUUCUUAUUUUACCCAACUAUCGAAAUUCACCGUUUAAGCAUCCUAACGAUCGAGUCUUCAAAAUUAAAAGAUAUUUGUUGCAUCCAUAUUUUGCAAAACAACGACCAACGACUAUGCAUGACAUCGGUAUUAUACUAUUGGACAAAGCUGAUACUCGAAAAAAUGCUAGGCUUGAACUGCCCUUCAGAAAUCUUCCAUUUCAUACAUCGGUUACGAUGAUGGGUUAUGGGAUCACUGAAUUUGGUGAUCAACCAUAUACAUUGAAAGAGGCGACCGUUGUCAUACAAAACGAUAAAAAGUGCUUGGAUAGAAAGACAGGAUUUGAGUACUCUGCAUUUUACAAUUUCUGUACUCAGAAUAGCGAUGGUGCAGGUGGAUGUUAUCGUGACGCAGGUAGUCCUGCAGUUUGGUUUUAUCCACCUACUAAUACGACUUAUCUUUAUGGUGUGCUGAGUAGUGAACAAUCUCCCUGUGCUACGUUUCACACUGAUGUUUUUGUUAGUGUUUUUGCUAGUUUGAAGUUCAUCAAUGAUGCUUAUUUACAAUUUUCUCGUGAAGAAUUGCGAUGUCCUAGGCCACCUAAACCAGGACAAUUGAGAUAUGAGGAAUGGGCUAAACAACUUGAAUAGAUUCAUUUUAUCAUUUCAAUAUUAAAAUUUUUUGUUAUUUUUUGAGGA